ACCCGGCCUGCCAAAUGCUCCUCUUCGGGUGCCUCUGGCUGACAUUCGCCCUGGUCAGCCCCAGGCAGGGAGCUCGAGCCGAAUCCAACCUGAGCGGCAAGUUCCAGUUCGCCAGCGCCAAGGAGCACAACGGAGUGCAAGAACCUCAGCAUGAGAAGAUUAUUACAGUAUCCACUAAUGGAAGUAUUCACAGCCCUAAGUUCCCAUACACUUAUCCCCGCAACACAGUACUGGUGUGGAGAUUAGUAGCAAAUGAAGAGAAUGUGUUGAUACAACUCACUUUUGAUGAAAGGUUUGGGCUUGAAGACCCAGAAGAUGAUAUUUGCAAGUAUGACUUUGUAGAAGUUGAAGAACCUAGUGAUGGCAGUAUUUUAGGGCGGUGGUGUGGUUCCACUGCCGUUCCAGGCAAACAGAUUUCCAAAGGGAACCAAAUCAGAAUAAGAUUUGUUUCUGAUGAAUAUUUUCCUUCUGAACCUGGAUUCUGUAUUCAUUAUACUCUUCUCACACCACAUCAGACAGAAUCCGCCAGCCCAACGGUGUUACCACCCUCCGCUUUCCCUUUAGACUUGCUAAACAAUGCUGUCGCUGGAUUUAGUACUGUGGAAGAACUUAUCCGGUACCUUGAACCAGACAGAUGGCAGUUAGAUUUGGAAGACUUGUAUAAACCAGCCUGGCAGCUCCUUGGAAAAGCAUACAUUCAUGGAAGAAAAUCUAGAGUGGUCGAUCUGAACCUUCUGAAGGAGGAAGUGCGACUGUAUAGCUGUACUCCGCGUAACAUUUCGGUGUCGCUACGGGAAGAGCUGAAGCGAACAGACACCAUCUUUUGGCCACUUUGUCUGCUGGUUAAACGUUGUGGUGGAAAUUGUGCCUGCUGUCAGCAUUCUUGUAGUGAGUGCCAGUGUGUGCCCACCAAGGUCACCAAAAAAUACCAUGAGGUCCUACAGCUGAAGCCCAGGAGCGGUGUAAGAGGACUACAUAAAUCUCUGACAGAUGUACCUUUGGAACAUCACGAGGAAUGUGAAUGUGUUUGUAAAGGAAAUACAGAAGGAUAAAAGAAGCUAGAUUUGCUUGUUUCUUUUACAGAGCAUUCAAACAGUGGCUGAUUCUGUUCUGGGGCUUGUGCAUUAAUUCCCUUCUAUAAUCUCAGUUGUUUUCUUGGAAAAUCGUCAUGACUGACAGCUCUGGGAGAAAAAAGGACACAAUCAAACUGGGGUUAUAUAUGUAAUGUAAAAGC
Messenger RNA from Euleptes europaea (tarantolino), 1234 nucleotides. RefSeq names its product platelet derived growth factor C (gene PDGFC). Gene Ontology annotation, molecular function: platelet-derived growth factor receptor binding; growth factor activity. Gene Ontology annotation, cellular component: membrane. Bases 15 to 1052 code for a protein of 345 amino acids. The record is from RefSeq and is a predicted model, not a curated record. Gene Ontology annotation, biological process: positive regulation of phosphatidylinositol 3-kinase/protein kinase B signal transduction; positive regulation of protein autophosphorylation; platelet-derived growth factor receptor signaling pathway. NCBI's taxonomy places the organism in Eukaryota, Metazoa, Chordata, Lepidosauria, Squamata, Sphaerodactylidae. The transcript has 6 exons.